This is a messenger RNA of Solanum dulcamara, 5889 nucleotides long. RefSeq names its product protein FAR-RED ELONGATED HYPOCOTYL 3. Gene Ontology annotation, molecular function: zinc ion binding. Bases 2264 to 4966 code for a protein of 900 amino acids. Gene Ontology annotation, biological process: regulation of DNA-templated transcription. NCBI's taxonomy places the organism in Eukaryota, Viridiplantae, Streptophyta, Magnoliopsida, Solanales, Solanaceae. The transcript is spliced from 8 exons. The record is from RefSeq and is a predicted model, not a curated record.
AAGAAAAUAAAAAUCACGCGCUGCAGUUGCGUUGGUAAGAAGAAGGGGAAACCCUAAAUCAGGAGAAACAAAUAGACUCCACUCGCCAUUAGGCAUCGCGUGAAUUCUCAGUUGCAGAAUCGCAGAUCGAGUGUGUGUGUGUAUGUGCGUGCGUGAAACAAAGAUACACAUACAGGAGGUAUAACCUCUAUCCUCCACUCUCCCUUCUUCCAAACUCUUUUCUUCAUCCCUCUCCCCCUCAUCCUUCAUAUAAUCAUGAACAUUUUUGUAUAUCAACUGUUACUAAUGGAAUGAUCAUGGAUUUUUCUGUUUGAUUCAAUUAUGAUAAUGUAACGAUUUCAAAUGGAGCUACCAUUUAUGUUGUAAAGCUGUGACAGAUGUAAUUUAUUGUUUAUUGUAUACAAGAGUUUUAUCUGGAGUUUUGAGUUUUCCGAGGAGGUGCACAGAGGCCCUAGUGAGGAGGUUUGAAAUGUUGUGGGUUUUAGGAGAGGUAGAGGCAGAGGCAGAGGUAGGCCGAAAAAGUAUUGGUAUUGGUGAGAGCUGAGUAGAAAAGACAUGAUAUAGCUCCAACUCUCCGAGGACCUGACCAUAGAUGUAGGAAGUUAUGGUAGAAGGUUAGAAGUUAGUUGAGUGUUGUCUCAUUUCCUAGCAGGAUAGAUUGAUGCAUUGUAUAUGUUUUCCGAUAUUUAGUUUUCUACCAGUAGUAGUAGCAUUUGUCUCAUAGUUGGCCUAUCUUACAACUUUUGUUAUUCCUCGAUAUUUACUGUGCUUCAUUUAUCACAUUAGUUGUUUAUGGUUGUUGCCCCUCUUUGGUAUGUUAUGUUAUGUUUUCCUUAUUGCUUCUAUAUCUUCUUUACUUCUGUCCUGUUCUAUUAGCUGCUCUGAUGUUCUCUACUCGAGCAGAGGGUCUUUCGGAAACAACCUCACUUGGUACUCGGUGGAACUUGAUGAAGUAGUUGACAAAUUAAAACAGUUCCUUGGUAGAACACCGAUUGAUGCUUCAGAUUCUGCUCACAUAUAAGUACUCAGAUGAGAAUUACCAUAAUAGGAUAAAUGCGUGAACAUUGGGUUAUAUUCAUUUGGGAGACCUUCUCUUCCUCUGUUGCAUAAAAGUUCCCUUAUUAGCUUUAGCACCAUAUCACUUUGGUGGAUAUAUGUGUGAAUUCGGCCUUCCAAUGCCCAAAGACUUAUUGGAACAAAAAAGUCUGGAAUUUUAAUUGAGCUAUGGUAUUAUACUUUGAUCUUUUUGUUUAUUUGGUUAAGAAAAUUUCUGCACGGGGCGAAGUGACAAGAAGUUUGUUCAAUAUGUACCAUGGUAUUAAUGAUCACAUUACUGCUAUACUGACUUGUUUAUAGAUCUAUUUAUCUAUUUUCUUUUGUUUUUGGUGGCAAAUAGUUGUGAAUUUUGGAUUGAGAUCAAUUCAAGGUUGUGCUUUGCCUUUGUUCAUUCAAAAUAAUGGUCAUAAGACAAGCUACAAGUAUAUGGUCAAGCGGUUAAUGAAGCUGGAAUGGACCACGGGAGACUGGUGCUCAAGCGCUUUGUUACUUUGGACUCACCUUUGAACGACCUCUCUAUUUCAGUUUACGUGACACGCUUUCCUUAUUAAUCUAUUUUAAAAAGAAUGUUUGGAGAUAAUUAAACUUUGAACCUUCCAUUUAUUGUUAAUGACAUGUUUUUAUAAUUUCACGACAUUUUUAAAACCACAAAUUUCAAAAGUUUUCCUUUCUUUCUUAAACUCUGUAUUGAGCCAAACACCGCCACAUAAAAUGAAACGGUGGGAGGGGGAAUAUGUAUCGUCAAUCAAGUGCCGUAUAGAGGUCUGCAUGAGAGGGGAGGGGGGACGGCUAAUUCCCCCAUCAUAGAAAUGGGGAAGAACUUAUUUUAUACUAAGUUGCACGGGCUCUUCACUUCGAUGCCGCACCCGUGUCGGAUUCUCCAAAAAUACGGUUCUUUUGGAGAAUCUGACACACCCUUUGACAUUUUUGAAGAGUCCGAGCAACAUAGAUUUUAUAAAAUCUGCAGGUUGAAUGUGGUUAGAUUUCUAGCAAGCACUUCUGAUAUAUAGAUUGGAAGCUGCAAUUUCAGUCGCUAUCACCUGCAGCUGGAGUAUAUCAUUAUAUACCCUUGUAUUUCUGUCUAAAUUUGGAGGAGGCCUUUUAUAUUCAACUGAUUCAAAUCCCUGAUGGAUUGGAGGUGGUCAGGGUUCUUCAUCUUCAGGUAUCAGUGAAAGAGAAAUCAAUAGGCUUUCAAUUGUUUAGCAGCAUGGAUAUUGAUCUUCGUCUGCCUUCUCAAGACCAUGAUAAGGAAGAAGAAGAAGAAGAACAAAAUGGAAUUAUAAAUAUGCUUGACAAUGAAGAAAAAAUACACAGUGAUGACGGAAUGCAUGGGAUGUUGGUUAUUGAAGAGAAGAUGCAUGCAGAAGAUGGAGGGGAUUUGAACACUCCCAUAGGAACUAUGAUAGAGUUUAAGGAGGAUGUGAACCUUGAACCGCUGGCUGGCAUGGAAUUUGAGUCACAUGGUGAGGCUUAUGCCUUUUAUCAAGAGUAUGCUCGGUCGAUGGGAUUCAAUACAGCCAUACAAAACAGCCGUCGCUCAAAGACAUCAAGGGAAUUCAUUGAUGCAAAAUUUGCAUGUUCUAGAUAUGGAACUAAACGGGAAUAUGAGAAGUCUGCAAAUCGACCACGUAGCAGGCAAGGAAACAAGCAGGAUCCAGAAAAUGCUACUGGUCGGCGAGCAUGUGCAAAGACAGAUUGCAAAGCAAGUAUGCAUGUGAAAAGAAGGCCCGAUGGGAAAUGGAUAAUUCAUAGAUUCGAGAAAGAACAUAAUCAUGAACUUCUACCUGCCCAAGCUGUCAGUGAACAAACAAGAAGGAUGUAUGCCGCUAUGGCAAGACAAUUUGCUGAAUACAAAAAUGUUGUUGGUCUGAAAAGUGACUCAAAAGGUCCAUUUGACAAAGGUCGAAAUUCAGCAAUGGAAGGGGGAGACAUAAAUGUUCUGUUAGAGUUCUUCAUUCAGAUGCAAAAUCUUAAUUCCAACUUCUUUUAUGCUGUUGAUGUGGGUGAAGAUCAACGUGUAAAGAACUUGUUUUGGGUUGAUGCCAAAGCCAGGCAUGACUAUGCAAAUUUCUGCGAUGUUGUCUCUUUUGAUACUACCUAUGUCAGAAACAAAUAUAAAAUGCCCCUGGCUCUUUUAAUUGGGGUCAAUCAGCAUUUUCAGUUCAUGCUACUUGGAUGUGCUUUGGUCUCUGAUGAGAGUGCAUCAACAUUUUCUUGGGUAAUGCGGACAUGGUUGAAGGCAAUGGGCGGUCAAGCUCCCAAGACAGUGAUCACCGAUCAUGACCUGGUAUUGAAGUCAGUCAUUUCAGAGGCUUUGCCAUUAGCCCUCCAUUAUUUCUGUUUGUGGCAUAUCCUGGGAAAGGUGUCUGAAACACUGAAUCAUGUCAUUAAACAGAAUGAAAAGUUUAUGCCAAAGUUCGAGAAAUGUAUUAACAGGUCAUGGACAGAUGAGGAGUUUGAAAAGAGGUGGAGAAAACUAGUUGAUAAAUUUGAUCUCAGAGAAGUUGAAUUGAUUCAUUCACUGUAUGAAGAUAGGAUGAAAUGGACCCCUACAUUUAUAAGGGAUGUAUUUUUAGCGGGAAUGUCAACUGUUCAACGAUCAGAGAGUGUCAACUCUUUCUUUGACAAAUAUGUACAUAAGAAAACCACCGUCCAGGAGUUUGUAAAGCAAUAUGAAUCAAUAUUACAAGAUAGGUACGAGGAGGAGGCAAAGGCAGAUUCUGAUACAUGGAACAAACAACCUGCUUUGAGAUCCCCAUCACCAUUUGAGAAGCACUUGGCAGGGCUUUAUACACAUGCUGUAUUUAAGAAAUUCCAGGCUGAGGUUUUGGGUGCAGUUGCUUGUAUUCCUAAAAGAGAGAAGCAAGAUGAGACAUCCUUAACAUAUAGAGUUCAAGAUUUUGAGAAGACUCAAGAGUUCAUUGUUACAUUGGAUGAAAUGAAGUCAGAAAUAUCUUGUAUAUGUCAUUUGUUUGAAUUUAAAGGCUACCUUUGUAGACAUGCAUUGAUAGUUCUCCAAAUAUGUGCUGUCUCCUCUAUCCCACCACAAUAUAUUUUGAAGCGAUGGACAAAAGAUGCGAAGAGCAAGUACUCUUUGACAGAUGGAUCUGAAGAUGUGCAGUCAAGGUUCCAGAGAUAUAAUGAUCUAUGUCAUCGGGCUAUGAAAUUGAGUGAAGAAGGGUCAUUAUCUCAAGAGAGCUAUAGUUUUGUUCUUCGUGCACUUGAUGACGCAUUUGGGAGUUGUGUAACUUUUAAUAACUCAAAUAAGAACAUGUUAGAAGCUGGCACAUCAUCAGCCUCUGGUCUUCUCUGUAUUGAAGAUGAUAACCAAAGUAGGAGUAUGAGCAAGACAAACAAGAAGAAAAAUAGCUUUACUAAGAAACGGAAGGUGAACUCGGAGCCAGAUGUUAUGGCUGUUGGGUCAGCAGACAGCUUGCAACAAAUGGAAAAAUUGAAUUCCAGGCCUGUGACUCUUGAUGGUUAUUUUGGCCCGCAACAAAGUGUUCAAGGAAUGGUACAGUUAAACUUGAUGGCACCAACUCGUGAUAACUACUAUGGAAACCAACAGACUAUUCAGGGCCUUGGACAGUUGAACUCUAUAGCUCCUACACAUGAUGGCUAUUAUGGUGCUCAGCCGACAAUGCACGGGCUGGGGCAAAUGGAUUUUUUCCGCACUCCAAGUUUCUCAUAUGACAUUCGGAUUGCUGAAACAAAAUUGAUGGACAUACAAUGUCAGUGUACUAACAUAAAGAAAGCCAGGGAGCAGAAAGGAAUAAAGACGGUCUAUGACAGUCCAUACUAUAACAAAAUUGAUGGACAAACGAUUCAACAUCAUUGUAUUAACAUCCAGAACAGGGAACAAAAAGGAGACUACAAUCCUUCACUGCAACACAAGUUUAAAGAACUGUGAACAGAAAGGAACCAGGAUCUGUAGGAGACAUGGAUUUUCACAUAUUUAAUAAUAUCAGUUGUUGUCUAUGAUGGAGGGUAGAUAUUGAUAUGGAGAGUUGGAGACCACGACUAAGAUUCCUGAAUAUAUGAUUAAGAGGUCAUACAGAGUGGUUUCUGUUGCAGUUUUUUUGUUAAAUUUGUAUGAGCCAUUUUUGAUAAAUAAGAAGUGUUCCCAAAUCUUUGUUGUUAAUGAUUCCAGUAGUUUUGGCAACAAUUGCUUGAUAUAGGUUAAACCAUGAAGCUUCAUAACCUUUAGGCCCAGAGACAUGAUGCAGAGUUUAUAAAUUGAGGUGGUUUCUUAGUUUGUGUUACGGGAAAACAGCAAAGUUACAUCUAGCCAGCUAAAAAGAUAAGGGAGCUUUUUAUAGUCUGUGGUAAUCUGACUACGAACUUGUAUGUAUGAGUUUUAAGUCAGGUUAUGGAAUUCAGUUCUUUUCCUUGGAACACAUGCAUGUGCCGCUCUUGAAGUAUUUAUGUUAAUCCCGUUUUAUGCAGAAACUGGGAUAUUUGACAAGCCAAAACAUUACUGAAUUUUGCAACUUGCUUUCUUUCCUUGCUCAAUUGGGGGAAGCCUAGGUGAAUGUCAAAGUAAUAAAAAUGGCCAACUGCAGUUGCUGUACAGCACUUGUCUAGCAGCAUAUUAUUUAGUAAACCUGCAAAUAAGCAAUGGUAGUUCAUAUUACUAAAAAAUAGUUUAUCAAUGUUGCAAGCAGGAACUCCAGGUCCACAUGGGAAAAUUAGUCUAGCUAAGUGCAGUACCACUAAAUUCUGCUGGACUCAUGACUUUCUUAAUGUUGACAGGAUGAAACCAAUGUAAGAUCUGCUCAAUUGCACGACGAAGCAUCUAGACACCCCUGAGGAUCACCUGUCAUUAAUUAGAGG